GGACGCGAUUGCCUCUGCGUUACGGUUCCACGGGCUUUUGGACUCGCACGGUGAACUUAGUAUUGCGAACUCAAAACCCCUUUCGUUGAUUUUAUCUCGUCUUUUGUGGAAGACUAAUUAUGCCCACAAGAUCAUGGAGCCCUGCGUCAGUGGAGGCGCCGUGACGCACGCUCUCGCCAGGCCCUUUGACACAUCCGCAAUGCCUUGCAACGCGUCUUCUCACAGCGCCGUCUUAGCUCUGGUCCUUCGCGGGCGUGGGCUGACCUUGGCGUAGUGACUGGGUAAAAGUUGGAUUAAUUUUAUAUCGAUCUCCGAUAAGGAUAAAGAGAUAAAGCAUAAAGAUAAAAUGAGAAGAUACUUAUUACUUCAAAGAUAUCAUUAGUUUAAAAAAAUAAAUAAAAUAAAAACUAGAUGUGUAGAAAUAAAAGGAAACUCCAUGCAGACGUACCUAGACGCGAGGUUUAAAAAACGAAACUAAAUAAAAGAAAAACUCUGAGGCGCAAAUGACAUUACUAUCCGUUUUAAAGUGAGUCAGAGACCCAUUUCCGCCAGCUGAUGGCAUGGAAUAGCUUAAACGUAAAGAAAUAUAACUUUGAAAAAACAAAACAAAAAAAGCAAACGAGUGUGAAUCUCCACUGGCCUUACAAAAGGAUUAGAAACUAAAGUGUUAGAAAAAAAAAAACCAAAAAAAACGGAAGAGACAAAACGAAGGAGAGAGCUCAAGGGAAAGUUAGCCUGGACUCACAAGAAGGUCAAGGACUCUGCUCCUCUUCUCAGAACACUCGAGGAGACUGAGACACCUGGACCAUGGAAAUCUCUACCUUCGUCCGUCUCUCGGAGCUCCUGCAGCUGCUGCUCAUCAUCUCACAAGGGCCGCCCGCGUGGAGCAAAUUCAUGGGCGCCAGCUACUACGUGAACGGCGUUGGAGCGGCGCCCCCCGACCCUUCCAGGGGGCCUGACGGGGAGCGGCGGCCCCUUCCCUGGGAGCCCAAUGCCCCUCGCCCCGAGUUCGACCUCACGCUGCCCCAGAACGUUACGGCGCUCAAGGAUGACAACGUUUACCUUCACUGCAACGUUUACAACAGAGGAAACAGAACGGUAUCCUGGAUCCGCGACGCCGACCUGCACAUCCUGACGGUGGCGCAGUACACCUACACCGCCGACGACCGGUUCGAGGUGAUCCACUCCCCGGACUCCAACUCCAACUCCUGGAUUCUGAAGAUCAAGUCAGUUCAGCCGAGAGACUCAGGUCGCUACGAGUGCCAGGUCAACACGCACCCGACUGACCCCAUCACGUUCCCCGUCUACCUGUCCGUCUUUGUACCAACAGCCCGUAUCUUGGGGUCACCGGAGCGGUAUGUUGACAGAGGCUCGACCAUCAACCUCACCUGCAUCAUAAACCACAAUCCAGUGUCUCCCACAGAGAUCUUCUGGUACCACAACAACAAGGUGGAAGAACCCCCAGUGCGCAUUACCCGGCUGCAUACCGUGGCUGCAUACCAUAGACUGCAUACCCAGGGCUGUUUUACCAUGGGCUGUAUUAUCCCGGUCCGCACUAUCCUGGGCCGAAUGACCCCGAGCCGCUUGACCCCGGGCUGGACUAGUGCCUUCAGAUAUAAGAAACGAACAAGAGUUCAUGAUAAUAUCUUGAAAGACAAAGGAAAUGUUGACGCCUGGGAGUAG
Messenger RNA from Penaeus chinensis, 1683 nucleotides. RefSeq lists its product as uncharacterized. The transcript is spliced from 9 exons. Bases 808 to 1683 code for a protein of 291 amino acids. NCBI's taxonomy places the organism in Eukaryota, Metazoa, Arthropoda, Malacostraca, Decapoda, Penaeidae. Gene Ontology annotation, cellular component: neuron projection membrane. The record is from RefSeq and is a predicted model, not a curated record. Gene Ontology annotation, biological process: synapse organization.